Messenger RNA from Phalacrocorax carbo (great cormorant), 2189 nucleotides. The record is from RefSeq and is a predicted model, not a curated record. Lineage: Eukaryota; Metazoa; Chordata; Aves; Suliformes; Phalacrocoracidae.
GCCCCCCCGUCCACGGGCGGGACACGUCGGUUGCUUCUUGUGCAACGUCCCGGCGUUGGGCAACACGGUGGCGCAAGGCGGGUGGUGCCCGGGGGGCACCCAUGGGUGUGGGGGGGACACCCCCAUAUACACACACCCACCCCCCCGCACUGCGGGGGGCCGCCCCACGCCCCCACCCCCCGCUGCACCCCGAAAGCAGAAGUGGAAGCUGGGAGGGACGCGUGGGGGGGUGCGCUGGGGGGGUGCCCGGGGGGGUCAGGGGGUGCCCCCCCCACCCCCCGGGGCGGGCGGUAACCCCUUAUCUGGGGCGGCAGGAGGAGGCGGCGCCGCGGCUCCGGCAUGGGGGACCCCGAGACGUUGGUGGUGCUCGGGGAGGUGGGGGGGCGGGGGCCUCCCUUGGCCCCGCCCCUCGGGCCGCCCCUGGCUCCGCCCCCGCCGGGCCCCGCCGAGGUGGAGCUCACGUGGCAGGAGAUCCUCUCCCUCAGCGAGCUCCAGGGCUUGGACAUGGCAGCCGACGCCCCCUUCGACCCCUCCUUCUGCCCCCUCCCUGCGCCUCCCCCUCCCCUUUACGCCCCCCUCCAGCCCCCUCCUCCACCCCCUCUCCCUCCACCCCCCUUCUCCCCCCAUUUCCCGCCUCCCUUCCCCAAUCCCCCCUUACCGACGCCCUUCCCGGCGCAGCCAGCCGCCCACCCAGCCGCUCCCCGGGGCGGGGGCAGCAGCCGGGACGCGCGCCGGGCGCUGGCCUCGGCUUUGCCCAUCGGCCCCGACGCCAUCGUCAACCUGCCCGUGGAAGAUUUCAACGCGCUGCUGGGGCGAGCGCGUUUAUCCGGGCCGGAGCUGGCCUUGGCGCGAGACAUCCGCCGGCGCGGCAAGAACAAGGUGGCGGCUCAAAAAUGCCGCCGGCGGAAAUUAGAAGCCAUCGCUCGGCUGCAGGCGGAGCUGGGGAGGUUGGGGCGGGAGCGGGAACGGCUGCUGCGGGCGCGGGGGCAGGCGGAGCGGGCGCUGGGUGCCCUGCGCCGAGACCUGGCCCGCGUUUCGGCUCAGGUGCUGGGGGCCUUGAGGGACGGGGCCGGCAACCCCCUGCCCCCCGAGCGCUUCGGGCUGCGCCUGGCGCCCGACGGGGGGCUCAGCCUCGAGAGCCCCGGGCUGGCGGAGUGAGUGGGGGGCACCCUCGGGUGCUCGUGGUGCUACCUGGCACCCCACAGAGCCCCAUGGCCCCCCCGGGGGACCCCUGUACCCAGUGGAGCUCCACAGCACCCUUGGGUGACCCCUGCACCCCGUAGGGAGCAGUCGGGUCCUUGGGUGCCACCCUGCACCCCACACAGCCCCAUGGCCCCCCGGGUGACCCCUGUACCCCAUGGGGAGCAAUGAGGCCCUUGGAUGUCAUCCUGCACCCCGUGAGUCAUCCAAGGGUGCCCUUGGGCUCCAUGUACCCCAUAGAGUCCCAUGACACCCCAGGUGACCCCUGUACCCCACAGAGCUCCACAGCACCCUUGGGUGACCCCUGCACCCCAUGGGGAGCAGUGGGGUCCUUCGGUCCCACCCUGCACCCCCAGAGCCCCAUUGCUCCCCAGGUGACCCCUGUACCCAAUGGAACUCCACAGCACCUUUGGGUAACCCCUGCACCCCAUGGGGAGCACUGGGGUCCUUAGGUGCCACCCUGCACCCCACAAAGCCCUGUGGACCCCCUGGGUGACCCCUAUACCCCGUGGAGCUCCACAGCACCCUUGGGAGACCCCUGAAUCUCAUGGGGAGCAAUGAGGCUCUAGGGUGUCAUCCUGCACCCCAUGAGUCAUCCAAGGGUGCCCUUGAGCUCCAUGUACCCCAUAGAGCCCCAUGACACCCCUGGGUGACCCCUGUACCCCACAGAGCUCCACAGCACCCUCGGGUGCCCCCUACACCCUGUUGUGAGCAAUGUGGCCCUUGGGUGCCAUCCUGCACCCCACAGAGCCCAAGGGCACCCUUGGGUGCUCCCACACGCCCCAGAACCCAACGGCGCACCCAGGUCCUGGUCCUGUGUCCCCUGCACCCUGGGGUGCCCCCCCCAGCUCUGUGCCCGCUGGGUCUCCCAGCCCCGCCGCCCCAGCUGUGGGUGACACCCUGGGGACACCCGUCACCGCCACCCCUGUAAAUAGACAAUAAACCAUCUCAGAAAGGGCCGGCGCCUGCGUUGCCUCUGUCACCCCACG